Molecule: messenger RNA, 2148 nt
Organism: Helobdella robusta
Lineage: Eukaryota; Metazoa; Annelida; Clitellata; Rhynchobdellida; Glossiphoniidae
Exons: 18
Coding region: 1-2148 (715 amino acids)
Biological process (GO): regulation of transcription by RNA polymerase II; mRNA splicing, via spliceosome
Cellular component (GO): spliceosomal complex; Prp19 complex
Molecular function (GO): RNA polymerase II transcription regulatory region sequence-specific DNA binding; DNA-binding transcription factor activity, RNA polymerase II-specific
Source: RefSeq, a predicted model, not a curated record
AUGCCGAGAAUUAUGAUCAAAGGAGGAGUGUGGAGGAACACUGAGGAUGAGAUCUUGAAGGCAGCUGUCAUGAAAUAUGGCAAAAAUCAGUGGUCUCGAAUUGCCUCAUUGUUGCACAGGAAAUCCGCCAAGCAGUGCAAGGCCAGAUGGUUUGAAUGGUUGGAUCCCAGUAUAAAAAAGACAGAAUGGAGCAGAGAAGAAGAGGAGAAGUUAUUGCACCUGGCUAAGAUGAUGCCUACACAGUGGAGAACCAUUGCUCCUAUCGUUGGCAGGACGGCAGCUCAGUGUUUGGAACAUUAUGAAUUUUUACUGGACAAAGCGCAGCAGAGAGACCAAGAAAUGGGUGAUGACGAUCCUAGGAAGUUGAAACCUGGGGAGAUUGAUCCAAAUCCUGAAACAAAACCUGCUCGCCCGGAUCCCAUAGACAUGGAUGAAGACGAACUGGAAAUGUUGUCUGAGGCCAGGGCUCGUUUGGCCAACACACAGGGCAAGAAAGCUAAAAGAAAAGCCAGAGAAGAGCAGUUGAAUGAAGCAAGACGACUUGCAUCGCUUCAGAAAAGAAGGGAACUAAGAGCAGCUGGAAUUUUUAUAAGAGAAAAGAAGAGGAAGAAAAGAGGAAUUGACUAUUUGAAUGAGGUUCCAUUUGAGAAGAAACCUGCCCCUGGAUUUUACGACACGUCUAAUGAGAAGUUUGAUCCCCUGGACCCUGAUUUCAAACGUCUCCGUCAACAACAGUUGGACGGUGACAUGAGAAGGGAUAAGGAAGAAGCUGAACUGAAGAAAGACAAGGAACGCUUGAAACAGAGGAAGGAGAAUAAUUUACCGGAUGCAUUGCUGGCUCAGAAUAAAUUUUCCGAACCAGUAAGAAAAAGAAGCAAGCUGGUCCUGCCUGAACCACAGAUUUCAGAUCGCGAACUGGAAGAAGUCAUUAAAGUCGGACAGGCCAGUGAGUUUGUGAGACAGCAAGCUGAAGAGAGUGGGGAACUCCGAGAACUGAAAAACAAACUGAAUGUGACUGACAGAUCUGUGAGGUCAUCUGUGCGCUCCUCCACUGUGCGAUCUUCAGUGAGAUCUUCAGUCAGGCAGGAAGAUGGUGAUAAUGUCCUCAUGACACCUGUGACCCAUGAUGAAGACAAUCUCACUGAUAUACAAACGAAAUAUUCUUUGAAAAAAGCCCUAGCAAACUUACCAGCCCCAAAGGAUGACUAUGAAAUUGUUUUGCCUGAGGAGCAGAACGGAGUGGAGGAUGGCUUGGAGAAUGGAGACGAUGGAUCACACUUACUGCCAGACCAAUCGGACGUCGACCAAAUGAAGGAGGAAAAAAUUCAAGCUGAAAGACUGAAGGAAUUGAAAAGUCGAUCACAAGUGAUGCAGAGGUCACUGCCUAGGCCUUCUGAAGUCAACAAUACUGUCCUGAGGUCGUUGAACCCUGAUGACCUGCCUCUUUCUGAACUGCAAAAGGCAGAGGAACUGAUCAAAGAGGAGAUGCUGACCAUACUGCAUUAUGAUAACCUCAUGGAUCCGCCGCAAUCUUCCUUGACAGCCAAGCAGCAACAGCAGCAAGAAAUCAAUCAUGUCGAAUUUCUCAGGUCACAUCCGUAUGAAAAAUUCUCCUUAAACGAGAUUGAUAAGGCGGCCAGAAUGUUGAAAGAGGAGAUGUCGAUUGUGAAGGAGAGAAUGGGACAUUCGAAUCUAUCUUUGGAUGCUUACACCGAAGUGUGGGAGAAUUGCUAUGAACAGGUCUUGUACCUGCCUGCUGUCAAGAGGUUCACGAGAGCCAACCUGGCCAGCAAGAAAGAAAAGAUUGAGUCUCUGGAGAAGAGACUUGAGACUAAUAAGAAGCAUUUGGAAGCUGAUUCGAAGGUGGCCGUGAAAUACGAGAAAAAAUUGAAAGUCAUACUUGGUGGCUACCAGAGUAAAGAAAUUGAGUUAACAAAGAGGCUUGAGGAGCUGCAGGAGCAUUUUGAACAAACACACAUUGAAUACGAAACAUUUAAAAAGCUUCAACAACACGAAUCAAUUGCUGUCCAGAAAAGACUUAGCUCUUUGAAAGAUGAUGUAGACAGACAAAAAGACAGAGAGAAAGAACUGCAGUCCAGAUAUUCUGAAUUGAAAAAGAAAAUUGAACUUAAAAAAGUUGGCUUAUAA